CAUAGAAUCUCUACCAAAAUAGCUUCCCCUGUCCACUCCACAUGAUUAAAAAUUAAUGCUGCGCUUCACCCUCCUCAGCUAACCACCACCAGCGCCCCCACAUGGCUCCUGCACCCUCCCACUUCCUCCUGCUCGCUCUCCUUCUACUCCUCACAUACGCAGCACACACCAGAGAAAGUCCACCUCCCACUCCCCAACGAAUCAUUGCACCACCGCCGCCCGACACCGACAAUGACACCUCGCCGCCUUUCAGACCAGGCAUAGCGGUGGUCGUAUGCGUUUUGACCACCAUAAUCUCCCUCACAUCACUCCUCCUUCUUUACAUCAAACACUGCAACGGCGGCGCCAUCCAUAGCGGCGGGAGCUCGAUUCCGUGGACGGUGGCGCCGUUCUCCGGGAGAAAGAACUCCGGCAUUGACCGGACCGUAGUGGAAUCGCUUCCCGUUUUCAGAUUCGGAGCGCUGCGGGGACAAAAGGAAGGGCUGGACUGCGCGGUGUGCCUGACGAAGUUCGAGGCGGCGGAGGUUCUCCGGCUGUUGCCGAAAUGCAAGCACGCGUUCCACGUCGAGUGCGUGGACACGUGGCUGGACGCGCAUUCCACGUGUCCUCUGUGCCGGUACCGCGUGGAUCCGGAGGACAUUCUUCUGGUGGAGGACACAAAGCCUUUCCGCUGCCAAACUCAGCCCCAGCGCAACAGCCAGAACAACAACACGAACCAGGAACGCGCGCGGUUGAAUAUGGACGUGGAGAAGCAGGAGAUUGGGCGGAGGCAUUCGUCGGUGGGGGAGAGGGGAACGGAGGAGCAGAGUCGGAGGUGGACGACGUCGUUCAGGAGGUCGUUGGAUAGCGCCACAUCGAGGAAAAAGAACGAGAGCGUUGGUGUUGUUGGGUUUGGUUGGUUUGUACGUGGCAGAAAAGACGGGAUGUUGUUGACGCAAGAAACGGAGAGAGAGGGAGACAGGACAAGCGCGGAACGGAGGUUGGAACACCGGAUCAUUGUCUCCCCUGGCCCGGAGCCAGGCCCAGGGAAAAUGAAAAUGAAAAUGAAUAUGAAUAUGAAUAUGAAUGGGGUCCAGCAGAGAUGGAGCGACGUGCAAGCUUCGGACCUGCUGUAUCUGACGUCGGAGAUGAUAAUGAGCGAGGCGCAAUGGAACACGCGCCGAGGUGGAAGACGAAGGGGGACGCGCCGUACCAAUGAUGAUGAGGUUGAGGACAGUUGGAGUGGCAGAGGGAUAAUAAAUUCGAGAAGUGUGUCUGAGAUCACGGGAUUGAGCAGGUUCUCCAGCAAUGGCAAUAAUAAUAACGAGGAGGACACAGAGAGACAGAGAGACAGAGAGUGGGAGCAACAAGGACAAGGACAUGGAGAGAGAGAAAGAGAAGAGGGUCUGGUGAGAAGGUGGUUGGGUUGGAUUUCCAAGUCUCACACACAUUCCCAAACCCAACCAUCGCUCUUUUUAUUUCUCUCUUUCUUUAACUUUGUGCAACAAUUGAACAAAGUGCAACUGAUAAAGGAGGCACGUGGAUGGAAGGGACAUGAUCCUGCACCAGUGUGCAUGAAUGGGAUACGGAUACGGAGAGAGAUCCCUUCUCUCUUCUCUUACGCACUUCCUCAAUUAUUUCUUCUCACUCUCCAUGCACUCACACACACACACUUACUUUUUAACUAUGCUUUUUCUUUUUAUAUCCUUUCGUCUGUAAAUAUCAAACACAUCUCAUAUUAAAUUGCCUCACUUUGUCGUUUCUUCCCAGUCUUCAAAGUUUAAAUAAUGCUAACAU
Molecule: messenger RNA, 1776 nt
Organism: Vigna angularis (adzuki bean)
Lineage: Eukaryota; Viridiplantae; Streptophyta; Magnoliopsida; Fabales; Fabaceae
Product: RING-H2 finger protein ATL43
Exons: 2
Coding region: 102-1721 (539 amino acids)
Source: RefSeq, a predicted model, not a curated record